AGCCCCUCAGUGACUGUUUCAGAGAGCAGCAUGAAGACAUUGUCACUCCAGCCACAGUCACCUUUAAUGAGGACCAGCUGUAUACAUGGGCCACCUUCGGCCUGCCCUCCCACCUCUGGGAACCCCAUGAAGGCCGUACCCCAGGCCGCAUCCAGGACCUGUGGCCCCCUCCACAACCAGCUCAGAUUUCGUCUAAGUCCGGGAAUCUGUCACAAGAGGACAAUGGCAGUGAUAUUCCAGGGCUGGAGAAGACCAUUAAUGACUUGAGGAUAAAGAUGGCAGCACUGGAAAUCCAGCAUGCAUCUCUGGAGAUGGAGAUCGACUCGAAGAAGAGAGGAGAUGGGGACAAUAAUGUGGCCUUGGGGGGUAUCAGCCUCGCAGGAAAGAAGAGGAUCGAGGUUUCCGUACAGACAUCCCCUUUGGAGGAGGCCUUUAGAUUUGAAGUGCCUUUCAGGGGAGGGUCAAUCCCCUCCUCAGCCUCUCUCCCAGCAAUCUCCUCCUCCUCCCUCCACAAACCUGAGUUUGUCUGUACCUGCCAACAGCAGCAGCAGAGUGGUACCCAGCCCCCACCUUCUCCCACCUCAGGUAUACCCCCUCCUCCUCCUCCCCUUCCUCCUCUACCUCAGCUCUCUGGAGGGUCCCCACCACCCCCACCCCCUCUCCCUGGUGGGACUGGUCCUCCUCCUCCACCCCCCUCCUCCUCCUUUACCAGGUAUGGGCGGAUCCUGUCCCCCACCUCCACCCCCUCCCCUGCCAGGCUUUGGACCUCCACCUCCACCCCCGCCACCAGGUAUUGGCCCCCCUCCUCCGCCCCCACCCCCCGGCGGUGGACCUCCUCCUCCCCCAGGAUUUGGCCCUCCUCCCCCUCCCGGUGGAUUCAUGGCCCCCAUGGCCCAGGAGGCUGGCCCUCAGAAGCCCCCCAUCGAGCCCCCCAAGCCCAUGAAGCCUCUCUACUGGACCAGGAUCCAGCUGCAUGCUAAGAAGGAUGCGAGUGGUUCUCUGGUUUGGGAGAAGAUCGAGGAACCGUCAGUGGAUUUUGAUGAGUUUGUCAACUUGUUUUCCAAAAGUGCUGUGAAGGAGAAAAAAAAGCCAAUAUCAGACACCAUCACCAAGUCCAAGGCCAAACAGGUGGUGAAGCUUUUGAACACCAAGCGAUCUCAGAAUGUGGGGAUCCUCAUGUCCAGCAUCCACUUGGACAUGAAGGACAUUCAGAAUGCCAUUCUGAACAUGGACAACACUGUGGUGGACCUUGAGACCUUGCAAUCCCUGUAUGACAAUAGAGCCCAGCAAGAUGAGAUGGAGAAGAUUGAGAAGCACAUCAAGUCAUCCAAAGAUAAAGACGACGCAAAGCCAUUGGACAAGCCUGAACAGUUUCUCUUCCAGCUGUCCCAAAUCCCCAAUUUCUCAGGAAGGGUGUUUUGUAUCCUCUUUCAAUCAACCUUUGAUGAAUGUAUCUCCUCCAUCCUCCGGAAAGUUGAAAUCCUUCAGAGAGUGUGUACGACUCUGCAGAGAGGUCAGUGUGUGAUGCAGGUGCUAGGUCUUGUCUUAGCUUUUGGGAACUUCAUGAACGGAGGGAACCGAUCGCGCGGGCAGGCUGACGGCUUCACUCUGGACAUCCUGCCCAAACUCAAGGACGUCAAGAGCAGUGAUAACUCUCAGAGUCUUUUGUCAUUCAUCGUUGCUUACUAUCUGAGGCACUUUGAUGAGGACGCAGGUAGAGAGACCUGUGUCUACCCUCUCCCUGAACCCCAGGAUCUCUUCCAGGCCUCUCAGAUGAAGUUUGAGGACUUUCAGAGAGAUCUACGCAAGCUAAGCAAAGACCUCAAAGCAUGCUCGGCCGAGACAGAGAAGGUCUGUCAGGUCUCUUCUGAAGAGCACCUGCAACCCUUUAAAGAGAAGAUGGAGGGGUUUCUGAGCCAAGCAAAAACUGAUCUGGAGGCACAAGAAACACAACUAGAGAACACUCAUAAGAUUUUUUUGGAGCUGAGCAUGUUCUUUUCAGUCAAGGCCAAGGCGGGCGAGAAGGAAGUCUCUCCCAACACGCUGUUUUCGGUGUGGCAUGAGUUCUCCACUGAUUUCAAAGAUCUUUGGAAGAAGGAAAACAAACUGAGGUUACAGGAACGACUGAAAACGGCAGAGGAGGUUUUCAAACAAGCCAGAGAGAAGGUCUCGUACAGCGUCAAACCCAAACAGUCCUCUGGAAUAAAAGCCAAACUCGGUCAGAAGAUCUGAGCCAAUGGACUGGAGAAGUCUUACCCAGGAAAAGUUUGCACAAGUGAGAUCAACACAAUCUGAUAUGUCUUUUUAGCUAUUGUAUUUAUAAAUAUGUUAUGUUCUUUUCUUUUUUUAAUAGUUUAUUUCUGUCAUCCAACUGGUUAUACAUGUAAGUAUGUUGGAAAGUUUGAUAUAAACCCUGUACCAUGCUUUGGCGCUAUCUGUCAAUGAGAGAUUUCUCCCAAGUCCAAAGUAAGCAUUGUAGAAUUAAUUAAACAGUUAAUUAUUUUUGGACAGAUGCCAUUUUAAUGAGAAAUGCAUCGUUUUACAGUGUGACACACAUGUUCUGGUAUCCAGCCUAUCCCCUGUAGCAUUUGAUAGAAGACACCAGUUAAGACAAUCAUGUUUCACUAAGCCAUUUCUAUCCAUCCCUGCACUGCCUUCCAGUAUAAAAAGGAGAACAAGAGUGGGCUUGUAUAUAUAUAUUUGCUUACCAGACAGCAAGUCAAGUGCCUUUAUAGCACACUGAGCUAGUUAAUGACAAAUGAGCCAAUUCAAUUAAUCUACAUUACAACAACCAGACCUGCUUAGUGAAAACUUACAUUGUGACAAUAAUCAGUUUAUCAUACACUGUAGUUUCAUAGAAGGAUGAUACGUGAUGUACAGUUGUAGUUUAUGCAAUAAAUCAUGAACUUAACCAUGACUUGAGUUUAGCUGCUAAGGUAUUUAGUACCAAGGUAUUUAGUACCAAGGUAUUUAGUAGGUCAGGAGGAUUUCACAUCAUCCUCUAUUGUUUUUUAUUAUGGAACCAUAGCUACAUAUUGAAAUAAUAUUACAACUUUAAAAAAUAACCUUAUCCACAUUACAUGUCAAAAUGAUAUGCAAUCUGUAUGUGACAUAUCCUGUAUGAUUUGUAUGUUUGAAUUGUUUUCCUGUUCUAUGUUCUGUAUGAGCCUUGUAGAGCUGUUGGUGACUGUGUCCCCAUUUGCGAUAACGCCUUUGUUCCUGAUAAAAUACUAUUUAUUGAAGA
This is a messenger RNA of Oncorhynchus kisutch (coho salmon), 3244 nucleotides long. RefSeq names its product formin-2. Gene Ontology annotation, molecular function: microtubule binding; actin filament binding. Gene Ontology annotation, cellular component: cytoskeleton; actin filament; cytoplasm. The record is from RefSeq and is a predicted model, not a curated record. Lineage: Eukaryota; Metazoa; Chordata; Actinopteri; Salmoniformes; Salmonidae. Bases 298 to 2232 code for a protein of 644 amino acids. Gene Ontology annotation, biological process: actin nucleation; cortical actin cytoskeleton organization. The transcript has 16 exons.